GCGAGGACCUGCGCGCAAUACACGCUAUAUAGUCGCGGCCGCGCUCUCAGGCGUGCACAUACCGAGCCUGCUCUCGCCGCUAAAUAGAGAGCCCCCAGUCAGCUCAGUCAGCACAGUGCGCAUAGAUAUGUUCUACAUUCACAUCGCGCUGUCCCACGCGUGUCGUCUAUAUACCGUGUGACAGAAAAACACACACACCCGCAUAAAGGAAUAGUGAUCGUUGAAUAGGGAAAACGUAGAGGGAGCAAAUUAACCGUAGGAACAUCGGCAGACGCAGCGGAGACGGCGACGUGUUGAUAUGGUCCUGCGUCGCUCGCUCUGCGGCACGCAGGGGCCGAUCCGAGGACUGCGCACAACUGGAUAGUUGCGGUGUCGACUGCUCGCGUCGUUUCGGAUCGACUCGCGUGAUCGUAGCUGGCCGUGAAAGCUCGAUACAGGCGUCGUAACCCGAAAUCACGAUUCCCGUGGCUUCACGGGAUCAUUGACAGACGGUACGUGUCGGUUUCAGUAACGCGCUUUCGUCGAGCGAAGGCGCCUGGCUGCGAAACCGUGAAUCCGUGAUUGUUACGGACGGCCAUCGAUUUUGAAGCGAAUGCGUCGAUUGCAGCCGAGUUGGCAGCCUGCUAAACUUACUGGAAGAACGCGUGCGAUAAUGCCGGCAAAACGAUCGCGGUGGUUGCGGAUACCGCGAAGGUGACACGAGCAUAUACCAGCGCUGCUUGCGACUGGCGCCGGCACGUGUUAAUUUCCUCACAGCGUUGAAUGCCAGUACAUACUGUGGUGUGCCAAAGUUGUGUUAGUUAGAGAGUGAGACUGUUCUGAAUGAUAGGAUUGCGUCAGAAUCACACUGAAUAUAGGUGGGUUAUUUCGAAAUGUUGAAGCACGUUUCUACGACCAACCUGCGCCGGAAGGCUUCGCUGGAUACUCUUGGAUCUAGCGGUAGUAGCAUAGGAAGUCGAGGAUCCCGUUCGAGUCUGCAGACCGUCGGCGUUCCGAGUGAUACGAGUACGACGAGCAUAGCGAGCCAAGAGGACUGUAGUGCCAUUAAGGUGUACGCGCGAGCAGUGAGGUCUGACAUCGAGUACAAAACCAUCCUCGUUUCAAAGAGCACUACAAGCCGGGACAUGGUCAGCCUCGUACUUAAUAAGUGCAAGAUGAAAACGAAGGACCCGAAACUGUAUUACGUGACAAUGGAAGUCGGACUAAAAAAACGAGAUCAUCUUCUACGGAACAUGAUUAUACUAGAGGACGAUGCGAGUCCAUUGGUCUUGCAAUCUUGCCAUCCCAACGGCGGCUCUCGGUUUUAUCUAAGUAUGAGAAGAGGCGGGUUGGUCAAAAUACACGUUGCAAACCUGAUAGAAGGGUUAUACUACAAGAGCCUACUGAUAUCUCAGAUGACCUCUGCUCGGGAGGUUAUCCGUCUAUUACUGCACUGCUACAGGAUCGAGGAGGAUCCAGACAGAUUCUCUCUCCGUGAAGUGUGCAAAAUACCCGAGAAUUUCUAUGAGCGGAAGCUGAUGCCUGAUGAUUGCCCUUUGCGGUUUCAAGAGUGCUGGGAUGACGAACGACAUUACGCGUUCAUACUGAGACGCGAGCCGCAAGCUCGGAGACGGCGGAGGCGUCGGGUGCAAAGCAUGAUCGUACCAAGUCUGCCGCUACGUGACGGGCUAGCGACGAGCAAGGAGGAGGAGGCUGACGUCACGUGCGGCCACGCGAGCGAUGGUGCCGGCGACAGACCCGCCACGCAGCGGCGGACAAAAGCGGAUGAUCGCUUCUCACGGGAGAGCGUUGCCUCCCGCAAUACCUGCUAUUUCGUAUAAGCUUUCCCGGUAUAUAGACGUACCGACGCUCUCUUCGUGGACACGUGGCCGAAAUUUUAGUUUUUAGGCAGAAAUAGUGAGCCAAUAUUACCUACGUGAACUACGUCGAUAGAUGUCGGUGCCAUACAUAUUGCAGUAUCGCGAAGUCGCAAUGCAACAUUUGGGAACUAAUGUACUACGACUUUUCUCUUUGAAUGGAAGCUAAACAGAUAAAUAUCAUGCGAGUGCCAUCGUUUGCCGUAGAUUGCACAUACAUAAGGAAACUGUUACAUUUUAAAGUCGCGAACAAGUAAUGACUAGAAUAGCUGUGGCGUACCUGAGCAUACUCCUCGGCAUAGAUCGAGUUCUUCUCUUAAAAUAUUAUUUAUUACCGUAUCUCAUUUGUAAAAAAAGCCAACAAUGUACAGAGAGUUAUUUAAAUAUUAUUUGUGGCAUAGAUUACACGUCGUUGUAUAUUUACUGUAAUGUGUUCUGUAAACUGCUAUGUAUGCCGAAUACGACAAACAAUUAGUUUAGCCUUGCUACUAUUUAACACACGAUAACUCCGCGUAUGACGCAUGUAAUGAUGAGAGAUACACAUGGCCUGUUAUAGGUUUCCUGGGUACUGUGUAUGACGAAUACGUUUGUUUAUAAACGUCUACGUCUCAAAUAUUAUAAUACACUUAUAUAAUUAUGUCAGAAUUUUGAACGACUCCAAAAUAUUCACGCGUAAACGAGAGAACAACACGCCUUACUUCCUCCAUAUUGUCUACGUAGUGCAUUGUGAUUUACCCGUGCUACAUACUUUUAAAAUUACCAUGCCGAAUAUUAACGUACUAGGUAUAUCACUCUUUCAGAUGAAACUCUUGUGGUGUCGAUUAGUGAUAUACGUUAACGGGAAAUCACAAGUCGAAUACUCACAUUGCAUCUUGAAUGCUCUACGGAUUCGACGUAUAUUCAUUUACAGUUAAAUUAGUAUUAGGAAGUAAAUUGCCGGUACGAUUAUUUUACGUUUACUAAUCUGAGAGACGAACACAUGUAAGGAAUCACAUGAGAGGGAAAAAAAACCAGUAGACUGCAGUUAAAUCGUGACCGGCAUCACACCGCAAUGUCCCUUUGCGAAGUGAUCAUGUAUACGACAGUAAUUGUGAGCAUCCGUGAAUUUAUUCUCGCACAAGCUGCGUAGCCUCGUACGCCGCCUUCAUCGUAACUCUGUAAGCUGUUGUAAAUAGAUGCCAAAUUACGUGUGGAUUGUAAUAGCAGCUGUAGUUCUGCGCAAUAUUUAUGUGUUUUGUGAAAGCAAGUAAUUUUAUCAGUUGUAUCAGUGUAUAAUAUAGAGAUAUCUAAUCCAA
Molecule: messenger RNA, 3151 nt
Organism: Priapulus caudatus
Lineage: Eukaryota; Metazoa; Priapulida; Priapulimorpha; Priapulimorphida; Priapulidae
Exons: 8
Coding region: 873-1820 (315 amino acids)
Biological process (GO): signal transduction; positive regulation of fibroblast growth factor receptor signaling pathway; positive regulation of epidermal growth factor receptor signaling pathway
Source: RefSeq, a predicted model, not a curated record